This is a messenger RNA of Parasteatoda tepidariorum (common house spider), 3538 nucleotides long. RefSeq names its product protein brain tumor. NCBI's taxonomy places the organism in Eukaryota, Metazoa, Arthropoda, Arachnida, Araneae, Theridiidae. The record is from RefSeq and is a predicted model, not a curated record. Gene Ontology annotation, molecular function: ubiquitin protein ligase activity; zinc ion binding; protein binding.
CAUCCGCAAAAACCAGUUUUUCUGUUUAUCCAAUCAUUUUUCUUCCGGUCUUAAGCUUGGUUAGCUUCUCUGCCAUACUGUAUUCACAAAGAACAAUGAUCCCGACUGAUUGGUUUUUCUUUUAUUUGGGCAUUUGAUGACAACAAUCGAGAGCGCAUUCCACUUCUGCGAUUUUAUCAAGUUAUGAAGUUUUAGAAAUUGAUUUUAAUAUAAGAGAUUUCAUCUUUUACUUAUGAAAAUGAGUUUGAAAUUAAACAUGAUUUCACCCCCAUCAUCAUUGCCAGAUACUUCAUUAUUUGGCUCUCCUGUCUUAGAUUCUUUGGAUGAUCAAAUGCCAUAUGAGCCUCCUAGUACAAAAUGUAGCAUUUGCCGUGAGACUUUCAAAGAUCCAAAAGUUUUGAUCUGCCUUCAUACCUUCUGUCAACAAUGUCUAGAAAGAGUUCAAGACAGUCCUGAAAACAUUACUUGUCCUAAAUGUAAAAGAGAUUGUGCUUUGCCUAUUCAAGGAGUUGCAGGUCUUCACACCGAUUACGCUGUCUCUAAUUUAGUUGGUGGAUCUUCCACAAAUUCGAAUUCACCGCUACCUUGCACUGGCUGUAAAAAUAAGGAAUCUAAUGCCGUUGCAAGAUGCGUUGAUUGUAAUAAUUUUUUAUGCUCUAAUUGUGUCACAGCCCAUCGAUACAUGCAUUGUUUUGAAGGUCAUGAAGUCAGAUUCCUAAACCCACAUGGUUGUGAUGACAUGAUCAGCGAGAAGAUGGUUUGUUGUCCCCGUCAUGAGAAUGAAAUGUUAAGAUUUUUUUGUAAAACUUGCAAUGAGCUCAUUUGUCAAGAAUGUGCACUAAUUGAUCACUUGAAAGGCUCUCACGAUUUUGAUAAUAUAUCGGAUAUUGGUCCAAAGCAAAUCCAACUUAUAUCGGAGCUUACAGAGAAAUGUAGAGAAAAGGCUCAAGAAUACAGAUAUAUAGGCAAGAUGGUCAACACUUUUGAAUCUCGUUUAGAUAUGCAGCUUCAAAAAGCUAAAGGUGAGGUUACUGAAGCUUAUAACUUUUAUUGUAAUAUGUUGACUGAGCGUAAAACUGAAAUCUUGAAGCAACUUGAAGAUAUUUAUAACACAAAGAAGGUGGGAUUGCAUUUGCUUUCUAAUAGCACUCAAGAAAUUGUCGAAAAUAUCGAUAAAGUUAUUUCGUUUGUCGACAGAAUUACUAAGUACUCGAGUAUGACAGAAAUUUUGACCUUCAAAGGGCUUAUUGAUUCAAAAUUGCAGUAUACUGUAGGGUUGAUGCCUGAUCCUGUUCAUGAAGUCAAUCUUGAAUUCAUAUCCAACUUCCAAGCUAUUGAGGCAGCUGUACGAAAUACUUUUGGUUAUAUCAAGCAUGACUCAAUUGAUUCAUCACCAAGAAAUCAUUUGCCUCAGCCUAUUGCAAGACCAAAUAGUACUGUCAACUCUGUUAAUAUUGAUUGCUCCUAUCAAAACGGGCAUAUUUUUGAUCCAAUCCCUGCAAAAAAGUUUGGUUCCACUACUAGUUUAGGUCCUUUUACUCAUAGCCUGAGUGAUAUCACACCUUAUGAAAAAUGGUCUAGUGGCUCUACAGAUAUCUUACAAAAUGGAACCCAUGAUUUUUCUUUAACGGUCAAUGGCCCGACUAUGGAUUUGGCAAACAAGUACAUUUCUCCUGGAAUGUAUCCUGUGAAGUCUCAAAUAAAACGGCAAAAGAUGAUUUAUCACUGCAAAUUUGGGGAAUUUGGUGUUAUGGAAGGACAAUUCACAGAGCCAAGUGGAGUGGCAGUUAAUGCACAGAAUGAUAUUAUUGUUGCCGAUACCAACAAUCACCGAAUUCAAAUUUUCGAUAAGGAAGGCAGAUUCAAAUUUCAAUUUGGGGAAUGUGGAAAGCGUGAUGGUCAACUGCUAUAUCCAAAUAGAGUUGCUGUAGUAAAGAAUUCUGGGGAUAUUAUUGUUACAGAGAGAAGUCCCACACACCAAAUUCAGAUUUAUAAUCAGUAUGGUCAAUUCGUUAGAAAAUUUGGCGCAAAUAUUCUUCAACAUCCUAGAGGCGUAACUGUUGACGCCAAAGGGCUUAUCAUUGUUGCUGAGUGUAAAGUUAUGAGAGUUAUAAUAUUUGAUCAAGAAGGAAAUGUCAUGCAUAAAUUUGGAUGUUCAAAGCACUUGGAGUUUCCUAAUGGUGUUGUGGUAAAUGACAAGCAAGAGAUAUUUAUUAGCGACAAUAGAGCUCAUUGCGUUAAAGUAUUUGAUUAUGAAGGUCAUUUUCUUAGACAGAUUGGGGGUGAAGGUUUAACGAAUUAUCCUAUUGGCGUCUGCAUUAAUACCCAUGGAGAAAUACUCGUGGCUGACAAUCACAACAAUUUUAACAUAACAGUAUUUACUCAAGAUGGUCAGCUGGUUAGCGCUUCAGAGAGUAAAGUCAAACAUGCUCAAUGUUUUGAUGUAGCCCUCAUGGAUGAUGGCUCUGUUAUUCUUGCUAGUAAAGAUUAUCGUCUUUACAUCUAUCGCUACAUGCAAAUUCCGAGUAUCGGUAUUUAAAGGAUUCUCAUUACGCAAGUUGUUGUAUUUGAUGUUAUUCAACCAUUUUACUAAAGGUCCCAUUAAAAUAAAUUUUUCGACUGCAAUAAUCGUUUUCGUAAAUUGGCGAUAAGAUACUGCUAUUCAGGAGUUUGAUUAUAGUGAGUUUUCUAACUGCAUUGUUUCAAAGGAUGUAAUUCUGUAAUCAUGCAGUUAAUUUUAAAGCAGCUUGCAUAGAAGAGGGAGAUGUAACUUAUAAUUUUUAUCUGUUUUCAAUUCCUUUAUAAUUUCAAUAACAAGGAAAUUUUUAACUAGUAAUAAAAAUAGUUAAGCAUCAAGUUGAAAUAUACCAUAGCUUUCUAGAUGUGCACUGUUUUGUAAAAAGCAUUGUUAUGCUAAAAAACACAGUAAAAUGUUAAGUUAUUUUGAAAUGUCCUAUAACUGGCCCUAGUCAAAAUAGUCAUCAACUUCUUCCAUUGUUUGCUAUUGCCUAUUUUUAUGCUAUGUUAAGAUAUAGCAACUGUUUAUUUGUUUAAACAAGACAUAAAAUUUUCAGAAGAAAAAAAAAACGAAAAAAAAAGCCAAAGAUAAGCUAUGUAACAUUUUUCCUGUGAUAUCUUUAAAGAUUGGGGCCACUUGUUAAAAACAAUUGUUGAACUCUUUGCCAGUCUGAAUUUCAUGCCUUAAACAAAUAGAAAAAAAAAUGCUUGAAUUACAGCAUCUACCUUUGCCUUUGUGAUUCGUAUCACACUAAGACUGUUCUCUUCCAAUCUGUGCAAGCAUUUUUCUCCCUUCUCCCCAUCCUUUUUAGGAUUUUACAAAGUGUGUUUAACAUGGGUGCCAAUUUCCCUAUUAGUUUUUAAAUUUUGUGUUUUCAAAGUUUUCUUUGUAUCAGGAUUACAAGUUUUUAUAACCGUGGCCUAUGAAAAUCUGCAUAUAGCUUGUCACUGCAUGAAGUUGCGAGUAUUUUCUUAUUUUAAUGUUCAUGAUUGGGUUUUAAAUUAAAACAUUUUAUAAGUA